GUUCCAAUACUCCGGAGACGAGUCUCCCUCAAGCAGAGGAGUAAGACCGGUCUCAACAUGGGACUUGAAUCCGACUCGUAGUGACUUGUGGACGGAUACUUGAUCAUCAGUCAUGUCGUACUCACUGCGAUCUGCAGCAUCAUCAUCGUGACGAGUCGUAUUCCAGAAUCUCUCUCGAAGUUGACCAUAAAUAAACCAGUCGGUCCGUGAACUGGGUAAUUAUAAAGGCCGGGAUGGUCUAGUUGCACCACCCAUGGCGUCUCUAAAGCUGGAUUAGAUCAACACGUUGUAGUACUUGGUAGAUCUUGUGAUAAACUUUGGAAUUCUGGGAACUACAACGCACUGGUAACGUAGACUGGAGUUGAAAGAUCGAUCGUCACUUAGGGUUGCUCCUUCCAGAUGGGACCUUUGACUUUCGUAUAUUGGUGACUCCGCUACAGAAAAAUUCAAAUUCCCAGCAUUCUUGGUGCUUUGAGGUCCAGAAAGUCACUCUACGUCGCGGCAUGGAUUUUGUCUGGGGCAGGAUGUCCAACGUCACAAAGGUCCUGGCCGUCUUAUGCUUGCUUUCAAACAUUUCCCAUGUCGGAGGCGUUCCCUCUGCUCGAGCAAUGCAAUGUUGCGCUGAGAUUGCCGGGAAAACUCGUUUAAUCAUACAGAGUUGGCCAACAUCUCAAUUCAAUACUGACUACGCUCACGCAAAGUCUCAUUACUGGUCGAGUGCGAAUACAGACGGGACCCCUGCCUGUGUUGUGUUUCCUAGAAAUGCUCCAGACGUUUCCGCUAUCAUUCAAGUACUCUUGCGAUAUCCAGAUGUUGGUUUUGCUACUAAGAGCGGCGGACAUAAUCCAAACGUUGGAUUUGCAAGUUCCGAUGGCGGAGUCCUGAUAUCGAUGUCCCAAUUGAGUACCACGACAUUGUCAUCGGACCAGACACAGGCAUAUCUCAGUCCUGGAGCAACAUGGAUGGAUGCUGUUGGUGCACUGGAGCCAUAUAAUCUCACCAUUGUUGGUGGACGUGUUGGUGACGUUGGUGUCGGAGGGUUGCUCGUCGGGUGUGGGUUGAGCUUCUUGAGCGCACAGUACGGCCUUCCUUGCGACAACAUCAACAGCUACGAGAUAGUUCUAUCAAAUUCGGCGAUCGUCAACGCGAAUGCCAACGAGAAUCCUGACUUGUUUUGGGCUUUGAAAGGAGGUGGAAACCAGUUCGGAAUCGUAACGAGAUUCACCGUCAACACUGUCCCUAUUGGACUGGUCUGGGGUGGGGUUCGCACAUACACCAGAUAUGUUGCACCCCAAAUACUGGCUGCAACGCAGAACUUCACGGAGAAUUUUCCUGAUCCUCGAGCUGCGAUCAUUGUGACUUUCCAGACGCUCGUGAACACCCUCGACCAGUUCUUCGCUAUCUUCUUCUUUUACAACGGGCCGAUUGUUCCACGUGGGGUAUUCGACGCUUUCAAUGUCAUUCUUUCAACAGGGGACAGUGUCAAAACACAGUCAUACAGUUCGUUGCUCAUCGCCAACGCAAAUUUUGGCAGCAUAUAUGGCCUUCGAUAUGACCUUCGAGGAGCAACGAUCCCAAAUUUGUCAGCACCGAACGGUACUGAUCUCGUGGUCGCAAAUUUCAAUAACUUUGUCUCUUACGCGACAAGCAGGGGCCUCACUGGCCUGCUUCAGCCAGGCUUCAUCUUGAACUUCAUCUACCAGCCUGUACCAAAUGCCAUCCCGGCUGCCUCAGCACGAGUCAAUCCACUGGGAAACAUCCUCGGCCUCUCACCAGAUAAUGGCGAUCACAUGUGGAUGGCAGUAACCGUUUCGUGGCUUACAAAGCUCGGAGACACAGACGCAUACCGCGUAGCGACGGAGAUCAUGGACAACGUGGUGAAAUAUACGAAGCAGACAUACCCAGGACUACAAGGCUCCAAUUUCAAGACAGGACUUGCUGAUGAUGGAUAUCAGCCCCGUACAUUCAUGAACGAUGCGAUGGCUGACCAGAAAGUUCUUCAGGGCUAUGGGAAUGACACAUAUGCAAGAUUGAAGAGCGUUCAAAAAACGUAUGAUCAGAUUGGUUUCUUUCCUUCAAGAACUAAUGGUUUUAAGCUCGACUGA
Cadophora gregata is the source of this 2105-nucleotide messenger RNA. RefSeq lists its product as uncharacterized. The coding region runs from base 504 to 2105 and encodes 533 amino acids. The record is from RefSeq and is a predicted model, not a curated record. Gene Ontology annotation, molecular function: FAD binding. Lineage: Eukaryota; Fungi; Ascomycota; Leotiomycetes; Helotiales; Ploettnerulaceae. The transcript has 6 exons.